AUGCUGGGCUUCUUAGACCUCCCCUUCGAGAUCCGAUACAUCAUCUACGGCCUAUGCCUCAAGCAGCCCGACUCAAUUCUCCACAUCCACCGCACACACAAAGUCCGCCGUACCGCACUCCGCAUGAAAAACAUCGAAAAAUGGCCAACCAAUCUACGAGGCUCCCUCCCCCAGGACCUGAACCUCUGCCCACAGCUCCUCGCAACUAACAAAUUCAUAUGUCUCGAAGCAAGCGCCAUCCUCUACAACUUCAACAUCUUCACCUUCAUCUGGUCCCCCGGUUUCUACGACCGCACAAUGACCCGUCUCGCACCCCGCAUAUCCCUCUACCCCGGCAGCAUACAGCACGCACACAUCCACAUCGACGGCAUGUGCGAAAAACCCACCAAAUCCCUCUACGACCUCGUGCAGUCCAUGGUAGACGACCAUGUCCGCCUGCAAAGCUUCGCGCUCUCCCUGCACGUGAGCGGAUAUCGUCCUACCAUGGGGCCAAUGCUGGCCAUGCUGGUGCAUCAGAUUAAGGCGAAGAGGAAUGAGUUGCUGCUUGUGACGGGGACGAGACCUUGGAAUGGUGUGACUUGGGGGUAUCAGAAGAUCUUGGGGGUGCAGAGGAAACAGGGCGGUGAGGGAAUGGGGGGUGUUUGGUUUUGA
This is a messenger RNA of Bacidia gigantensis, 651 nucleotides long. RefSeq lists its product as uncharacterized. The record is from RefSeq and is a predicted model, not a curated record. The coding region runs from base 1 to 651 and encodes 216 amino acids. NCBI's taxonomy places the organism in Eukaryota, Fungi, Ascomycota, Lecanoromycetes, Lecanorales, Ramalinaceae. The transcript has 2 exons.